UUGGAAUAUGUUAUAGACAACAUGCGCAGAUAAUGGACGUAAAAACCUACUGAGCACACCGGCUGUCAGUGUCAUCAUCCAAAAUGGCAGCCACCGUAGGACGACUGUUAAAGACCUCUGCAAGACUCGCAGCGGGAGGACUCUCCAGAACGGCCAACUGCACUGCCCUGCAAAGAGGCGGUUUCUCCACCAGCACAGCCAGAUUUGCUGCCUCGGUCACUCAUCCGGCACCGGCCUUUAAAGGCACCGCCGUCCACAAUGGAGAAUUCAAGGAGAUGAGCCUGGAUGACUUCAAGGGCAAAUACCUUGUCCUCUUCUUCUACCCACUGGAUUUCACCUUUGUAUGCCCGACUGAGAUCAUUGCAUUCAGUGACAAAGCGAACGAGUUCCACGAUGUCAACUGUGAAGUUGUGGGCGUGUCUGUGGACUCUCACUUCUCCCACCUGGCGUGGAUGAACACUCCACGCAAGGCUGGGGGUUUGGGUCACCUCCACAUCCCUCUUCUUGCUGAUCUGACCAAGCAGAUUUCCCGGGAUUACGGCGUCCUGCUGGAGGGUCCCGGUAUCGCACUAAGGGGCCUGUUCCUCAUCGACCCCCAGGGCGUGGUGAAGCACAUGAGCGUGAACGACCUGCCCGUGGGCCGCUCUGUGGAGGAGACCCUCCGUCUGGUCAAGGCCUUCCAGUUCGUGGAGACUCACGGAGAAGUCUGCCCAGCCAGCUGGACUCCAGAGUCCCCAACGGUGAGCUCCAUCAUGAAUAGAUUCCCAUCCAAGUCAAUCCUCUUCGUAUCAUGCUGGGUUACCAUAAGCAAUGCUGACAGGAUUAACAAUUCCUUGACACCGAUUUAGUUUUACUUUUCUUUUGAUUCAUGAUUUCUUUCAUGCUUGACUUCUUGAAAUUGACCCAAAACAUAUAUUGGUUACGUGAUAAUGCCCCAUGAUAUGUCUUAACUCAAAUCUCUCUACUUAAUCCAUGAGACGCCCAAACAAGUGAAACCGUUUCUCUUCCAUUGCAGAUCAAGCCAACCCCUGAAGGGUCAAAGGAGUACUUUGAGAAAGUCAACUAAAUAAAUGUGUCAAAAGCUUACUAAAUUGGCAUAUCCUCCACAU
This is a messenger RNA of Gadus macrocephalus (Pacific cod), 1109 nucleotides long. RefSeq names its product peroxiredoxin 3 (gene prdx3). Lineage: Eukaryota; Metazoa; Chordata; Actinopteri; Gadiformes; Gadidae. Gene Ontology annotation, biological process: hydrogen peroxide catabolic process; cellular response to stress; response to oxidative stress. Gene Ontology annotation, molecular function: thioredoxin peroxidase activity. Gene Ontology annotation, cellular component: cytosol; mitochondrion. The coding region runs from base 84 to 848 and encodes 254 amino acids. The record is from RefSeq and is a predicted model, not a curated record. The transcript is spliced from 7 exons.